AUUUUCGAUAUCAAGCGUUGAUCAAGAAUCCUCGUCCUUUUCCGCUUCCGCUUUGAUAUAAGAUGACGAAAGGAACCUCGAGUUUCGGUAAGCGGCACAACAAGACCCACACCAUUUGUAGAAGGUGUGGCCGAAGUGCUUAUCAUAUCCAAAAGAAGGAUUGUGCAAGCUGCGGAUACCCGCAAGCCCGAAAACGCUCCUUCAACUGGAGUGAAAAAUCCAAGAGACGCCGAACAACUGGAACUGGACGUAUGAGACACCUCAAGAAAGUUCAACGUCGAUUCAACAAUGGUUUCAGAGAGGGAACCGUCCCUAAGCCACGCAAGGCUAAGGUUCAGGCCGCCAGUGCUGCUAAAUAA
Dimorphilus gyrociliatus is the source of this 359-nucleotide messenger RNA. The record is from the annotation of a GenBank genome assembly. NCBI's taxonomy places the organism in Eukaryota, Metazoa, Annelida, Polychaeta, Dinophilidae.